Molecule: messenger RNA, 9911 nt
Organism: Calidris pugnax (ruff)
Lineage: Eukaryota; Metazoa; Chordata; Aves; Charadriiformes; Scolopacidae
Gene: LUZP1
Product: leucine zipper protein 1
Exons: 3
Coding region: 216-3584 (1122 amino acids)
Source: RefSeq, a predicted model, not a curated record
CCCGCCGCCCGAGCCUGGAGCCCCCCCGCGGGCUGCGGCUGCCCAAGCCCGGGCUGUCCCGCCGGCGGGAAGGGAGACCGACCGCUCCCCGCCGCCCAGGGUGAGAUUGCCUCUGUUCAAAGAAACAGUAACGUACCAGGACUACGCAAGGUGUUAAAGACCACAGCAUUCACCUAGACUAAGCAAAGCUUUCACCUAAAAAGACUAAAAAAAACAUGGCAGAAUUUACAGGUUACAAGGAAACCUCAAAUCGGCACCUACGAUUCAAAUUGCAGAGUCUUAGUCGCCGCCUUGAUGAACUGGAGGAAGCAACCAAAAAUCUGCAGAAAGCAGAGGAUGAGCUGCUUGACCUCCAAGACAAAGUUAUCCAGGCAGAAGGCAGCAACUCCAGCAUGCUGGCUGACAUCGAAGCCCUGCGGAAAAGAGUGCUGAAGAUUGAAGGCAAGGAUGAAGAAAUUAGGAAGGCUGAAGAGCUUUGCCGGUUAAUGAAAGAAAAACUUGAAGAGGAAGAGAGCCUCACCAGAGAGUUGAAGUCAGAAAUCGAACACCUUCAGAGGAGAAUGGCAGAGCUGGAGAAGCUGGAGGAGGCCUUUGGCAGGAGCAAGAACGACUGUACGCAGCUGUGUCUUAGCCUUAAUGAGGAAAAGAACUUGACCAAAAAGAUAUCUUCGGAAUUAGAAAUACUUAGAGUGAAAGUGAAAGAACUGGAAGCAUCUGAGGACAGGCUGGAUAAAACUGAGCAGAGCUUAACAGGUGAAUUAGAAAAACUGAAAUCCUUGGCACUGAGCUUUAUCACUGAAAGAAAACAUUUUAAUGAAAGAGAAAAGCAGAAUGAAAAAAUUAUCCAGGAGCUAACACAGAGACUAGAACAAAACAAUAAACUAAAUAGGGCAGAUCAAACUAGAAAUGCAUCCAACUUGCUAGAAAGGUCAUCAAAUAAUCUCCUGGACAGAAAUGAUUUGAGAAUUGAGGAUGACUUGACUUCUGCAUUGCCCUCUAAGGAGACCAGAAGGAAGGGAAGUGUGGAUUACCUGAAACAUGUAGAAAAUGAAACUAGGAAUAAAUCAGAAAACCAAAAGAAUCAAAAUCAGGAAGACAACAAAGUGAAAGAUCUCACUCAAGAAAUUGAGAAACUUAAAACUCAGAUCAAACGUUUUGAAUCUUUAGAGGAAGAACUUAAAAAAAUGAGAGCCAAAAACAAUGACCUGCAAGACAGUUACUUAAGUGAACAGAAUAAAAAUAAACUCUUAACAGGUCAGCUAGAAGAAAUAAAAAUGCAAAUAAAGAAACAGAAAGAUCUGGAGAAUGGAGAGGUCGAAAAUGAAGAUUCAAGCUUUUUUAGCAGAGGAAAACAUGACAGACCUAAAUACCGAGGUGUCACAGUGGAUUUGACAGCUGCCAAGCACAAGCCAAGGGAGCUCUCACCCCAGCAGCGCCGGGAAAGAACAAGGAACAGAGAUUUCUCUGUCAGUAAUGAUAGCUACAGCCAUGGUGGUAAACAGGUGCCCAGUCCAAGCUUAAUGAACAGAAAAGCAGGAAAAGCAUCUAGUGCAUCUGCCCUUGCAGACAGUGCUGUGACAGAUACGAAACGACUGGAAGAGAAAUCCACUUUUUCUUCUGGUCAGAAGGAAGGCUGCAUCACACAGAAUGAGGGGAAGCGAUCAAAAGAGCAGCCAUCUGUCCUCAGCCGAUACCCUCCUGCUGCGCAGGAGCAGAAAUCUUGGAAAUCACCUUCCAAACCUGUUGCUGACACAGGGCUGAGAUCCAGGGCCGAAAAGCCAUCUCAGGUGCUCCGUGGCAACAGCCAAACCAGUGCUGACACAAGGGAUGAAAAGUCAAGCAAAGGAGAAUCGGUGGCUUCUUUGGCCGAGAAGCUGAAAACAAGUCAGGCAGAAGUCAGUGACUGCUCAGGUGACAUGCCGCUCACCAGGGGUAGUCACACCUCUUCCAAUGGCACAGCUUCAGCACACAGGUACCACCUCUCCUCCCAUGUGUCAGCAUCGGACUCCACUGGCUCCAAACCAGAAGCAGUGAACACUUUUGCUGCAUCACACAAACAGCCCUUGGAGGGGAGGGCUAAAAGAGCAAUAAUCUCCGAAGAAAAAGAAUUUGCAAGCACAUCACUUGAAAGUGUGAGGCCUUCAACACUAACAAAGCGUUCCCAUCACUCCAGGAGUCAGGAAGACAUUCUGCAGAUUCUCUUGAAUAAAGAAGACACAGAGCAGUCUUCAGCUUCAGCAACAGAUUGUGUAAAUGCUGGCUUAAAAACGGACUCCAAAGCCAUCCAGAGUAACCAGGAAAAGCUUAAUUCAGAUGAAGAAUUGGGACGAAGCAAAAAAACAAUCACUCAGUUGGAUUUUGAGACAAGAAAGAAAGCUGGUUCCAAGCAGUUCUCCAAUUCCAGGGGAGUUUUUAGAGCAUCACUUUUUGAAAAUGACAAAAACACUGUAAAUGAUGAAGACUCUACCAGGUGUAUAAAACCAUCAGAUGCCAGCACUGGAGAACUGAAAUCCAGAAGGUCAUUCAGCCCAAGAGAAGCUCUGAGAUCCAAAGCUGUCAUUAAACCUGCAAUUGUUGAAAAGGAUAUGAAGGCAGUCAUGGGAGGGACUGUUUCUGAGCCAGAGUCAGAAAAACAGAAGUCUGUUUUUAAAACGGUAACAAGUAAAAUGACAAGCAGCAUCACAAUCUUCCCUUCUGAGCCAACAGGUCCAAGGACGAGUGCAGAUACAGCAGCAAAGGAAAGGCAUGUUACCACCAGCAACAUCAGAGUUGCUCCAAAUGAGCCUUCACCAAUAACAAACAAUCUCCCCACACCCUUCGAGAUAUCAAUUAAUAAAAGUGCUCUGAAAUUAUCUGAGACAGACAGAUCUGGAGAGGCAGCACCAAGAAGUAAAGCAGAAACACUGGUCUCCAGAAGCAGCAUUGUGAUAAAGACUUCUGAACUCACAGAGAGGAACAGUGAGCCGCCUUCGGAGACAAUUGGCUGGAAAAGCCGUGGCUCUUCAGAUGCAGCUUCUUCUGAAACAAAACAUGUCACUGUGAGAAGUUCCUGGAGAACAAGACAAGGCUUACAUUCCCUGGACGACUCUCAAACCAAAGUGGAGAAAAGUGCAGCUUCCAGUACUACAAACACGUGUAGGUCUUCAGUGGACCUCUCAGAAAUGGAAGGGAACAGCAGAAGAACAAACUCCCUGGAGCAGACCUCAGCAAGGACCAGUGCCACAGCUAAUUCCUGGAGUGUCCCUGAACUGGGGUCCCGAAGGACCAAAAGUAACUUAAGUGCAUCUGAACUGCUAACACGCAGGAGCUAUGCAAGUGAUCGUACAGUAGCUUCUGCUUGGCACCGGAGCACACUACCUGACGAAAGCAAAGAUUUUGUGCCUAGUUCCAGAAGAAAACAAUACGGCUCUUCUGAGUACCUCUCCCAGGUUGACACACCAGGGAAAAGACCAGCCGCUAAGAUGGAGCUGCAGGACCCUGAAACCAACCUACACGCUCCACUGGGUCUCCAAGCAGAGGAGCAGGUAUGCGAGUUCAAGGCCCAUCCAAAAAAGAGAGUUACAAGGCAAGAAGCUAAUAUCUGAAAUGACCUCCCAGUAACAUAACUCAGAGAACUUGUCCAAAUGAAUGUAAACUUUUUAGGAGAAAUCCAGUCUUAAAUUAGCACUCCCCAGAGCUGAAGCAUCUAUUGUAUUGCCUUGGUAAAUUAUUCUACUUAUUGCCUAUACUGGUAAAACAUACUACCUUAUUUUUCUGUUCUAAACUUGUUUUAGCUUUAUGGCUAAAAAUUUUCUCCAGGGGGUAAGAGGUGCUGCAUCUAGUCAUCCCCUGGCACACAUUGGACAAUUGGCAAUGGAAGAAAUGAGACAAAAUCAGAGCCCCUGACGUUUCUGCUUCAACUGUCUGCUGUACUACUAGGGUGCUUGUCUGCUGCUACAUACCUGCUGCUCUGCCUCCUAAAGCACGUUUUGGAAAAUGGCCCACAUUAUAAUGACCAUCACCUAUUGGCUGAAAUACGAAAAAAAGUGUAUUCCAGCCUCCUCACAGGUGGCUUCCUUCAUAGGGGUUCAGGCAGCCUUUAAUUCUUCGGUCCACAGCCACGCUUGUGUCCUUACAAAGGAUUUCUGGCAUUCUCUCUUUGCCUGUGCAGCUGCCCAGAGCAAAGUGCAUCUUUCCAUUUAUGGAUCACCCACAGGAGGAAAUAAGACCUCAACCCUGCCAUCAGUGUGCACAGGAGUUGCUGAGUCUGAGAGCAGCAGGAUGCAGCGAGGCAGCUGAGCGUCCUACAUAGUCAUACCUGUUGGUGAAGCUGCACAAAAUUAAGAGUCCAGAGGAACACGGUCCCAGCUGAGCUUUGCAGACUGGCAUUUAGUGAUAGUUGAAGUUUGCAGUAGGAAGCAGUGAACUCACACUGUCCCUGUUGGUAUCUGAGGAAGGGGACUCCAUAGCAAUGCUCUCUGUGGUCACCAAGAGGAGUCAUCCACAGUGACAUUCAUCUGGCCAGAUGGAGACUUCUGUACGUGAGGCUGGGCUGGGCUUCCUUUGUCUGCACAGACUGGGUCAACAGCAAAUAAAAACUUGGUCAGGUCCCCAUAACAUCAUUUGGAUCUGCCCAGACCUCCGCUGACUGUAACAGGAGCAUGAACACCUUGCACAUGGAGAUCAGGUCCAUCUCCUCUGUGCUGUCAGGUGUUGUGCAUCUCACUUGCCAGCUCCACGUGCUGGGUGUGGAAGUAGGUGCUGGGUACACUACAGCAUUAAAAAAAAUGAUAAUAGGCCGUGCCUGUGCAGGGCAGGGCUGGGCCAUUCCGCUUUGGGCUUACUCCACUGACAGAGCUUUUAGCUUCCAAACUGAUCCUGCCACCACCCUCCUCUGCCCCACCAUCGGGCAGAGAUCCUGAUGGGCUUUGGAUGGCUGCCUAGGGGCAAUCAUGAUACUAUUCACCAGAGCAAAAAUGCUGCCAGAGGCAGCUGCAGGUCCUGGCCAGUCUGUGAUACUGGGGGGUUGUCAUUUACAGGGUGAUUCCCGUGCCUGCCGGACAACAUCUCGGAGAUGAGUUGUAUUCCCUUCCACUCAAUGGACACACUGCACAAUGGAGGACAGUACCUAGCUCACAGGCAUCACACCUGUUGGUAGCAUCUCCAGAGGCUUCAGUUAGCCUGAAACCAGUUUUAUAAUGCGAUUUGCAAGGUACAGGAGCUUUACCAGUGAAUUCUUUUUCUUCAUUGCUGAAGAGGCAGCUGCAGAGACUUUGCUCAGGGGACUCCCACUUCUCAUCUCUGUACCUGCAAAAUUAAUCUCCAUAGGAUGACAGAUCUGUCUCCAUAUGGAAAUGGUGACUGCAUAGCCACUUUGAACGAUGGUACUCCCUGGACCAGCGAGAACUUCUUGGUAAUCACUUGCAUUUAGACAAAAUCCCACCUGUGAUUACAGUCCGCCAGCCCUACACGGCUCCACAACUGAAAGCUUUCAGUUCCUGAGAGUUUGCAUUCUCCUAAUACACCCUUGUUGGCUUGGAUUAUGGUCACCUCAGAACAUGUGUUUCCAGCACCCCCCAUAUCUUGGCAGGAGGAAACCAUUCCACACUGGUUGCUUUACACAUUAAGAGGGAAAGAGCAGAAAAUGUUUAGAAGCAGUUUCUUCCCUAUUGCUGUCAGUCUCUGCAACAACCUUUUCCUGACCUGCUCAUCACCAGCUGAGAUCAUGCACCAAGGAGUCAUCCUCUGAGCCACACCAACAGCAGUUCACACAGCAGUGACCCUUCCUUCUGACUUGGACUGAGGUGCUUUUUUACCUGAAGCUUUAUGUCCAUCACACUCUGCAGGCAACAAUGCUGCUGCUUGUUCUCAGCAGUUGAGCUCUAAGGGAAAAAGAAACAAGUGCUUUUCCUUGUAGACAAGCAGAAUGUUCCUUCCAAAAACAGGGUCAAGACAGCAGGAUUAGACUCUAAGCUGAGUUCCAGUAUGGCUACCUAGGCAGCCUAGGUCUAUGCCGCUCUUUAGAUAAUCACCCCACCCACCGUAUUUGGGACCCAGGUAUGGUCAGAGGCUGCUUCAAAGGCAGAGGUACGUUACCCUUUCAGUGCCCACAGGCCACCAAGUGCAGAUGGCAUGACUGUCGGGGAAGACACCACCCCUGCAGCUCCACGAGGUGCUCAGGUGUUGAAGCAGCAUCUGCUCUGGGCUCAGCGAUUGCAUCUGGCUCUUACGGCCGGGGUCUGACAGUCCUUCCCAUACACUCCACUCAGCUGCAGGGCUGGCCCAUGCUUUUCCUGUCCUGUCCACAAACACCACUGAGCUCCCCCCAGGGCUUUCUUCUGCCUGUCGGAAACAGGUGCCCCUGUCUGUGGUGGGACAAGGACAGUGCCGCAGAAGGAAAAAAGUCCCUUCCCUGGUUUGGAGAUGCUGCGACCCAGCAGCUGCCAUGUCUGAGUUGCAACCCCCACUCACUCCCACAUUGCACCUUCCAGACAAGCAGCCUGUGAGUAUCCGUAUGUGCACAUCCAUGUGCCCUGUCUCCUCCCUCUCCCUUGGAAUUAUAUGCCUCAAUUCUGAGAGGCAAAUAAAUCAAAAAAAACCAGAGUUGGUUGGAAAAUAUCUAUGGAAACAUUUAUAUAAAAGGAAAGUGUUUCAGUCACUUUUUUUUUUGUAAUAAAGAUUGUUUGGAGGAAGGGAAAAACUAUUUUGGAAAAAAGUCCUGUUGCAGUUUUUAGAUGGUUUCCCAAAUCUAUCUUUUUAACCCUUCAUUUAUUCUUCUAUAUUUUAUGAUAUGUAUAAUUGUCAAGUGCAUAACAUGACAAAAAGAUAAUGCUUUUAAAUUAGUACUAAGUGGCAUCUCUAAUAACCAUAAAAUUAAAAUAUAUUAAUUGUUAUCUCCUACCAUUUCAUGACAGGUCAGUGCUAGUAGAGAAUGGGAUAAAUAUAUCAAGCAUAAUGGCCAAAAAAAAAAAAAAGUUUAAUCCAAAGAAAAAGGGAAAGAAACUGAAAUUCUGAAGUUACAUUCAGAUUUCUGAAAUGCCUCCCCCUGCCCAAUGUUUAUGAGGAAAUACUGAAAAUUAGUAGACAUUUUGCAAUCUGAAACCACAAUGUAUUUUCUUUUUUAAUAAGUCUGUGAAAUUGCAGUAUCCACCGUGAGAGCCCUGCUUUGGUCAGAGAGUAACUGUAGGGCAGGACCACCACCACGCCAAAAAAAAUUAGUGAGAUUGAUGACUUGAACAGCACCUGUUCCCUGGCCUCACUGCGCCACCUCGCAGGCUGCCCAGGGCUGAGGAACCCAGCUGCAGCCUGGCCAGCAGUGCCGUGUCUCAGCAGGGCUCUCACAGGGCUGGCUCACUUGCAAGACUCUGGACAGCCUCAGGACGCUGCAUUCUGACUAUUUGGCCCUUAUUUUCAUUUUAAAGAAAAUAUUUCCCUUUAAAACUAAAUACAUUGCUUUAGGUCCUCUUCUGUCUGUUGCAGGGGGGACAGUGGUGCACACACCCCUUGUCCCUCCCGUGCCAGUGUGGCUGCUCCCCCAUGUACCACCCGAACCCCUCCUGCAGCACCCCGCUUGCUGAACCUGGCAGCUCUCAUGCUGGAGGCGUUUUGCUGGGUACCUACCUCUUCAGACCACACAGCAAUUAUUUACUUCCCUUUAGAUUCCCAAACUUGCUGCCGAGCAGCUCUGGAGCUGUAGGAUACAAACCCAGCUCCAGUCACCAUGGCAGAACUGCUGCCCACCAUCUGCUUUGGCACCACAGUUCAGUCUCACAGAGAAGCAGGGUUUUUAUGAGCACCUUCCCCCCCGCCAUCGCUGCUGCCCACAACUCCCAGCUUAGUUUUACAAGGGUCUGGCCAGCACAUACACACUCAAGAGGAUGAGUAUGGCUUUCAGCAGCAACUGUAUGGCUUUCCUCCCAGUGAUGCUGAUCCCCGUCCUGCUGCAGGACAGUGGGCCAUAUCCCACAGGACGCUUGGGGGGCCAUGCAUAUCCACCAGCCCACUCACGCUCUUGGCAUGGAUCAAGCUUAGCAUGGUGCUUCCAAAGCUCCCUCCAAAGGAAACCAGUUUCAGUUCUGGACAGAAAAGUUCUGCAUCCCUAAGACACGACGUGCUGGGUUAAUACAGGCUUCCCUGUACCUACCCACAAAACUCUGGCUUGUCAACUGCACAGCUCAUCCCAGUAAUGCAACCCCAUGUCUGAUGUGCAAGGGAAAAAUUCACCAGCAGCAAGAGCUGUUGGUUUUUUCCUUUCUGUCAGCCAGGCCCAAGCUUUUCCUCAGCCACAGGCAACCAGAGGACUUCACCCUGCUGCUCGGCUGGCUCAUUGCAGGCAGCAGGAGCCCCAGCUACUGACCCAGCAAUGCAGUUCUUCGGCACUGUCUGCUCUCAGGUGUAUCUCACAGGUGAUGUCUCUCCUUUCUCCAGCUGCCUCUCCUUUCUCCAGCUGCCUCAGUCCUUUGUUCAAUAUUUUACAGUACAUACCUUUAACUCUUGCUCUAGACUCACUGCUUGUAAAUAAUGAACACAGAUGUCACUCAGUAACUGUACACUGGGUUGUUUUUACCACAACUGAGAUUAAACCCUCCUUAAAAUUGAAAGGGGCCAUGCCCUCUAAUCAUGAGUGCAAUAGGAGCUGAUUGUAUUAUGAAACUUAAAGCAAUGACUUCAGAAAACACAAUGUGUUUUACUCAAAUUGCACACUUUUUUGAACAGCUGUAAAAUAGAGUAUAUGUGUAAAUAUUGCCAUCACUGAAGAAGUAUUUGUAAUUUUAGCAUAUAAAUAUAACAGGCUUUUCAGUGGGCUUGAUGCCACAAGGCUGCGCAUCAAGCACUUGGGUAAUUGCAAAGUUGUAAAUGUAUUUGCUGUACAGAGAAAGUGUCAGUGCUUACUUCUCCCAAGGAAAUGGAGACACUGGUCCCUUUUGGAGAGCUGCCAGUGGCUUCCCCCAGAAUGACUGGCACCAGUCUGAGCUGCUUUGCUGUGUGGCUUCCUUUGUGUCCAGAAACACCGUUGCAGCAUGCAGAGCAAUGACUCUCCAGCUGCUCCACCAGCAUGGGGGGGUGCCAGUUUGGCAGAGCAACCACUGGUGCUGUGCAUUGUCAGCCUGUAGCUUGGUGGACACAGGAGGGGAGACCCACAGUCCUCCUGCGGACGUUCCUCCAGGAAAGGAAAAAAACAGGAAGCACAGGGCAGGGUGGUGCACCUUGGUGCUUCAAGAGACACUUAACAUGAGCAAUUUCCUAGCUACAGAUCCAAGCAAUAGUCACGUUGGUGUCAUCACUAAUAUAGUAGACCUCAUCUCUGCCACCCUUGCACAUCACUGGAGUGGUCAAAGCGCUGCUCCAAGGCCAGCCUCCAGGAGACUGCUCUGCAGGUGAUGAAACAUGAAGCCAUUGUCUGCAGAUGCCUCUGAUGGUCAGUAACCUGAGGACCCAAAGGAUCGCCUUCCUCAGCUGCCCAGCAUGCAAUGCAGACUCCUGCCUUGGGGAAGCAGCACUCCAGGCUGCAUGGAAUGUAUUUUUAAGAGAAUAAAUCUAUUUUUUUGUAUUUGCAGACAUAUAUUUGGGCUGGGGCAGCUUAGUUAGAAGACAACUAAUGCAAGCAAUCUUUUCAUAAUCACAGACUCAUCCAAGUUAAGCAAAUUUUCCAGGGUUACAGUAUUGCCUGUUUCCCUAAAACAAACUUUUAUCUCCAAUAGAGCUAUCAGCAUUGUUUCACCCUCUCAAAACUCUCCAUGUCUCAGCAUGCUCAGUAGAGCCACCCCAGGCUGCCUAUGCAGUGGAUACAGAUGGUGCUCACCACGGUCCAGUUACACAGUGCUCUUGGUCUGCAUGCCAAAUGUAAACAGACACUUUAUCUGCAUGUCUUUCCUGACUCAAGCAUUGUCAGCUCUACAGUAUAUAACCAAUAAAAACUCUUCUCUUUUUAA